UCCACUCUGCCUUCCCCUCCAUCGGGCGAACACCGCUGUCCGCGUACGGUGGAUGUAGCGCCAAGGACACCGCACACAUCUUUUCAUCAAUGAAAAUCCAUCUUUAAAAAAUACUACACAUCGUUUCCCGGCAGCCUUCAUGUGAUUUGUGGACAUUUUUCCACAUUUGAAUAGAGGACCAUUCAUGAUGAUUUCGCCGUGGGACCGGUGGUACUCGACGAGUUGCUGCCUUUGCUGUCAUGUCCGGACUGGAACCAUUAUUUUGGGGAUUUGGUACAUGCUCAUCAAUGCGGUGGUCCUACUCAUCCUGUUGUCUGCUCUCAACGACCCCGUGCAAUACCGCUACCACCUCAGCAGCUCCGAGCUGGGGACCGACAUCGAUGUCAUGGACGAUGCCAAUAUCUGCAUCGCAACCGCCAUAUCCCUCCUCAUGAUUCUUAUAUGCGGCAUGGCAACAUACGGCGCGUACAAGCAACACGCCGCCUGGAUCAUUCCCUUCUUCUGCUACCAAAUCUUCGACUUUGCCCUUAACACCCUGGUGGCCAUCAGCGUGGUGGUGUACCCCAACACGGUGCAGGACUACCUCCAGCAGCUGCCGGGGACUUUUCCUUACAAAGAGGACAUCAUGUCCACCAAUAAUAUGUGCCUGGUCUUCGCAGUCCUCCUCUUCAUUGGCUGCAUCCUCUCCUUCAAGGCCUACCUGAUCGGCUGCGUGUGGAACUGCUACAGAUACGUGAGCGGCAGAGGCACCACCGAAGUCCUCGUUUACGUCACCACCAACGACACCACGGUUCUACUGCCACCGUACGAGGAGGUGGUCGCCAUCCCGCCUAAGGAGCCCCCUCCCCAGUACGUGGAGGCAUAAGACCCCCAACUUCUUUUCUUAACCCCCCCCCCCCCCCCCCCCC
This is a messenger RNA of Doryrhamphus excisus (bluestripe pipefish), 908 nucleotides long. RefSeq names its product lysosomal protein transmembrane 4 beta (gene laptm4b). The record is from RefSeq and is a predicted model, not a curated record. NCBI's taxonomy places the organism in Eukaryota, Metazoa, Chordata, Actinopteri, Syngnathiformes, Syngnathidae. Gene Ontology annotation, cellular component: lysosomal membrane.